AAUUGGCAUAAAAUUUAAUGAUCAUUGGAUAAUCGAAAUUUUCAUCCCAAACAAAUUUUUCGAAUCCAUAAUUAUGGCUACUGAACAACAACAAAUGAAAGAUCAAAGCAAUGUAAUUCGUGAAAAGCUUACUGAUCGUAUUCAACAAUUGGAAAGUGGUUACAAUCAGGAUUUCGGAGAAAUAUUGGCAGAUGUAAACGCGCUCCUUAUUUCCGCGAAUCAUCGAGAUGUUCAGCAAGUAACCAAUCAGAUGAAUCUGGCUCGUCUUUUCGAUCGAUUCAAUGCUUUGUCAGUCAAAGAUGAGCUUUUCACCGAGGAAUUACUUCGUGUAUUCGGCAUGUUCCUAGAAUCAUUGCCAAUCAAUGAUAUUUUUGUUAAAUAUAAUGAUCAGAUUCUUCAAGGUCUUCAAUCGUCCAACGCUACUAUCAUCGAUAUGUGGGUACAAAAAGUGGUCAAACCAUUGUUCACCAAUGAAGGAUUGUUGAAAAAUAUUUCGAAAAGUUCGGUUAAUAUUGUUCCAAUCCUAACAGCUGUCAUUGAAUUAUUGCCUAGCCAAAGUACAUCGAUUGCUUCUGCUUCCCACGAUAUUUGCGUGAUAACUGCUAAAAUAUUUCGCCAGGAAUUUUUUUCACCACAAAUUCUUGACUGUUUGAAAAGAUUAAAGACUAGACAUUCUCAAACGGAAAAAGAUGCUGAACAAUUUAUGAUACGAUUCUACGAACUUAUUGUUGAUAUCGCUGCAAGCAGUCAGUUAUUGCUUGACAUGUUAGAAGCAAAUGGUUUACUUAUGGAAAUGAUUGAAAAUUCACAACAAAAAAUCGAUAGAGAUCCGUUGGUCGCCUUGAAUAUCAUUAAAUUACUCACAGAUCUAGCAUCGAAACCUCAUGGUUUGGAUUUUGUAAAAAAUUCCACUACUCUUUUGCCUUUGAUUGCUAAAAAAAUUGACAACAUCAAUGAAGAAGACAUGUUAGAAUCGUUAAUUUUGCCCGGUUGCAUAAAUUUCUUUGUUCGGAUUGCUCAAACAAACAUGUCGAUAUUGUUGAACGAAUAUCCUCAAGUAUUAAACAAAUUGACAGAAUAUUGUCGACAACAACGAGCCGGCAAUACCGAGCUUCAAUUACUGGCCAUAGAAUCAGCAGCUUUUCUUUGUCAACAAAGCGAAGGAAAAUCUAGUUUAGCUGAUAGAAUGCCAAUUUUUUUGGAUACCAUCAUUAUGAUGAUCAACGGUGGUCAUAAUGAUUUGAAGAGUCGUGCAAUCAGUGCUUUGAAUGGAAUCAUGCAGAUCAAUGGAGGUGAUCCCGGCAAUAAAGCAACUGAAUUGACCCAAACCUGGUAUGACCAUUUAGAUUCAUCCGGUUGUGGAUUGGAUCGAUUCAUGAAACUUGUGCUCGAACCUUUCAUCGAUGUUCGAAUCUCAGCCAUCAAUUUUAUCCGAAUUCUAUCUACGUCACUUUGGGGUCAAAAAUUGCUAUCUGAAUAUUCAGGAUUCCUCGAUUACCUACUUGAUCGUAGCACAGAGACCUGCAAACAAGGUCGUGAAGCUAAAUUUGAAAUUGUCUGUGAAUUGGCCAUGUCUCCUUUCAUAAGGCUUUCGUUUCCACCAGAAUCGGUUUUACGAAUUCGUGGUUAUUUGAAAGAUGGGCCAAUCAACAAAGAAGUUAAUGUUGCUUUCGAAAGUUCAUAAUUUCUGUUUUUGAUUUUGAUUUUUGUACAAAUGUAUUUUUUAUUAUAAAAAUAAAAAUAAAAAACAAAUAUAAAGUUUG
Dermatophagoides farinae (American house dust mite) is the source of this 1763-nucleotide messenger RNA. Its product is annotated as 26S proteasome non-ATPase regulatory subunit 5. Gene Ontology annotation, biological process: proteasome assembly. Lineage: Eukaryota; Metazoa; Arthropoda; Arachnida; Sarcoptiformes; Pyroglyphidae. The record is from RefSeq and is a predicted model, not a curated record. Gene Ontology annotation, cellular component: cytosol.